GGGGGGGGGGGCACCGCCCCUCCCUCCCCGUCCGCCUCACCGUUUGCAACCUCCUGCCUGCCGCAAGCUCCCCACCCGUCAUUGGAGCUCCCGCACGAAGCGCUUCUGCUUCGGCGCCAGCGGGUCCUUCUGCCACACCGACGCCGUCGGAGACAGCACCGCGCACUGGCUGUUUCGUAAAAAGACUCCGGUAACGCCGCGGUGCUACUACCUCUUCGCUUACCACCUGGAGGACGGCGGCGGCCGUGUCUCCAUGAAGGGGCUGCCCCCCUCCGUGAGGAACUACCCUGAGUCCUGCCGCCCGUGCCUCAACCUCGCCAUGGACAGCACGCUCUCUGUUCUCCUGAUGCGCAGCACUACAGAUCAUGAUCCCCACAACGGCGUAAUUAGUUACCGAGACAGAGUAGAGAUCUGGAGCUGAAGAAGAAGAGAGCGUGGCGGAGGAAGAGGACGACGACAGCGAUGGAGCUGCUGCUUCUCUGAGCUGACGUGCGGGCCCCACCUCAUCAAGAGAACAACGAUACUGAAUUUAUCCGAGAAAAGGGGCGGCCCCUGUAGGUGAAGGGAACAAAAAGAAAAGGAUUACUUUGAGAGAUGGUAUCCUGGAUAUAGUGAGGAAAAUUUGCAAGUAGGCCACCAAGCAACAGUGAGGCAUUAGCGAACUCCAGGAAAGUAAUGGCUGAAAUUGUGCUCCUCCUAGUCAUUGAAAAGAUAGGAGUCGCAUUGGCAAAUGGAGCGGCAAAUCAGGCAUGUGCUGAGUUUUGCAAGUAUGCGACACGACUAACAGAGCUGCAGGCCAGCAUGGGUCGUGUUAUGAGGGAGCUUCGCGUGAUGCAUGAUGUUCUCUGUCAAAUGGACAUUCGAAAGCGCAACCAUCAAGCAUUCGAGAGCUGGUUGGAUGGGGUACGGAAGGUAGCACAUGAUAUGGAGGACAUGGUGGAUGAGUACUUGUAUCGAGUUGGUCGGGAACAUGAUAUAGGGUGCUGCUUUUACCUGAAGAAGGGGUUCAGGAAACCAAGAUCUCUGCUUUCUUUGAACCAAAUAGCUUCUGGUGUGAAGGAAAUAGAGAAGGACCUUGCACACCUGUCGGAGACGAAAAAUCGUUGGAUUUCCAUGAUAAACAAUGGAGAUACUAGCAGCUCGAUUUACAUUGUCCAAAGGUCCCAAGAACUAGCAAACAUUUCACGUACCCUUGACGAAGAAGAUCUAGUUGGGGUGGAUGAAAACAGAGAAAAGCUUGAGCAGUGGUUGGGAGGUGACAACGGGGAACGCUCUGUGAUAACGCUGCUCGGAAUGGGAGGGCUUGGCAAAACAGUUUUAGCUGCAAAUGUCUACAAGAAGGAAAGAGAGAAAUUUCAUUGCCACGCAUGGGUCUCCAUCUCUCAAACUUAUUCUAUAGAAGAUGUCUUGAGGAAUAUAAUAAAGGAACUCUUUAAAGAUAAAGCCGGCGUUUCAUCAGACACCGCGGCUAUGGAUAUCACAUGCCUUCAAGAGACACUAAAGAGAUUUUUGGAGAAAAAGAAGUACUUGAUCAUAUUAGAUGAUGUUUGGACUCCAGAAGCAUUUUAUGACUUCUCUAGGACACUUGUUUGUAAUGUUAAGGGCAGUAGAUUGAUAAUCACAACUCGACAACGCGAUGUUGCUGCACUUGCUUCUCAAGGACAUAUGUUAACACUAGAAGCUUUACCAGAAGAUGAGGCAUGGGAUCUCUUUUGUAAGAAAUCAUUUCCAAGAGAGAUGAAUCAUGAAUGCCCCGAGGAGUUGAAGCUUUUGUCCAAGGAAAUCGUUAGCAAGUGCAAAGGCUUGCCUCUUGCUAUUGUGUCAGUUGGUAGCCUCUUGUAUGUGCGUGAGAAAACUGUGGAAGAAUGGAAAAGAAUACAUGAUCAAUUGAGCUGGGAGAUAAUUAAUAAUUCCAGAUUUGACCACGUAAGGAAUGUUUUGCAUCUGAGCUUCAUCUACCUUCCAACAUAUUUGAAAAGUUGUUUCCUGUACUGCAGUUUAUUUCCAGAAGACUAUCUUUUCCACAGAAAAAAGCUUGUACGGCUAUGGCUGGCAGAGGGGUUUAUCGUGGAGAAGGGUUCAAGCACAUUAGAAGAAGUGGCAGAAGGCUAUCUGAAGGAGUUGGUUAACAGAAACAUGCUACAACUUGUUCGCAUGAACUCAUUUGGUAGGAUAAAGAGAUUCAAAAUGCACGAUAUCAUACAUGAAUUGGCAGUUGAUUUGUGCCAGAAAGAUUGUUCUGGUGUUAAAUAUGAGGAGAAUAAAUGUGUGGGGUCUCUUCAGAAGGAUGGACGUCGAUUGGUAGUGCACAAUCUAAAGAAGGAUAUUCAACAAUCAUUUUGUAGCAUACAUGGAGUUCGAACUUUGAUUGCACUGGACAAAAGCAUGCCAUCAUCCAUUUUGUUACCCCAGCUAUCUGAGAAGUCGAGAUAUAUGACGGUGCUAGAAUUAAGUGGUCUACCUAUCGAGAAGAUUCCAGAUUCUAUUGGAGAUCUUUUUAAUCUCCGCCAUUUGGGUUUGCGGAACUCAAAAGUGAAGCUUCUCCCAAAAUCCAUCGAGAAGCUUUCAAAUUUGUUGACACUGGACCUCUGUAUAACUGACAUACAAGAGCUGCCUGGAGGAAUUGUCAAGUUAAAGAAGCUCAGGCACUUAUUUGCUGAGAAAAAUACUCUUCCACCAAGUGAUUUUGGGUUUUGCAGUGGUGUACGCAUCCCCAUUGGGCUUGGGAACCUAACUAACUUGCAGACUCUACAAGCGUUGGAAGCCCAGGAUGAAUCCAUCAGACAACUAGGGGAGCUGAGGCAGCUAAGAAGCUUGAGGAUAUGGAAUGUGAAGGGAAUAUACUGUGGACACCUCUCUGAGUCCCUAGCGCAGAUGCCAUUCUUGACCUACCUAUAUGUAGGUGCAAGUGAUGAGAAGAAUGAGGUUCUCCAGUUGAAUGUCGUCCUGCCAAACCUGCAAAAGCUACGUUUGACUGGACGAUUACCGGAAGGGGCACUGUUGGGACUCCAAGCUGCCAUGCAGAAAUUGUAUUCAUUGCAUCUAUGUUGGUCCCAGCUGAGAGAAGACCCCUUGCCAUGCCUUUCUCGGUUGGCAAAUUUGAUUGCGCUAUCUAUUGGUACUGGAGCAUACAGCGGAGAGGAGUUUGCAUUUCUCGCGGGGUGGUUUCCCAAGCUGAAGAAUCUUCGUCUAAGAAGCUUGCCUAAUCUGAAACGCCUAGAGAUAAAGCAAGGUGCCCUGGUGACUUUGGAAUCAUUUACACUAGGCAACCUAAACAGCAUGACGGAGGUUCCACCUAGCCUUGCGGUUCUGGCGCCCCUCCAGUAUCUAGCCUUCAACGAAAUUACUCAAGAGUUCUUAACGUUGCUACGCCAAUGUCCUGGACUUGUCGGUAGGCAAUGGCGGCAUACUCUCCGAGAUUGAGCUCUAUCUGAUCCCUUGAAUUUAUAUGUCGCCCUAAGGAAAAGAAGACAGAUAUCCGGAUGUACCUCGGCUUGGUCGACUCUCUUCUUCUCUUGUUGUCCAAGACUCAGUGACAAUUUGCUUGUGAUAUUUCAUAUUGCCUAUCGGUUUCGUAUAUGGAUUUUCAAGUAAUAAUACACUUGCUUGUGUUGUAAGACUCUGAUUGCGCUUGCUUGUGACUACAUGUUGCUGCUUUAAGUUAUUGUAUAUUGUAUUGAUGUGUGCUUGUGUACUUAUGA
Molecule: messenger RNA, 3701 nt
Organism: Brachypodium distachyon (stiff brome)
Lineage: Eukaryota; Viridiplantae; Streptophyta; Magnoliopsida; Poales; Poaceae
Product: disease resistance protein RPM1
Exons: 4
Coding region: 676-3423 (915 amino acids)
Biological process (GO): defense response to other organism
Molecular function (GO): ADP binding
Source: RefSeq, a predicted model, not a curated record